Molecule: messenger RNA, 927 nt
Organism: Phlebotomus argentipes
Lineage: Eukaryota; Metazoa; Arthropoda; Insecta; Diptera; Psychodidae
Product: elongation of very long chain fatty acids protein 7-like
Exons: 3
Coding region: 1-927 (308 amino acids)
Biological process (GO): fatty acid elongation, polyunsaturated fatty acid; sphingolipid biosynthetic process; fatty acid elongation, saturated fatty acid
Cellular component (GO): endoplasmic reticulum membrane
Molecular function (GO): fatty acid elongase activity
Source: RefSeq, a predicted model, not a curated record
AUGGCUCAACUUAUCACGAGAAUAAUUGCGCUGUAUCACUAUGUGAAUGACGAACUCAGUGAUCCUCGCACUUCGGAUUACCCGAUGAUGAAAAAUCCAUUGAAGCUCUUAAUACUCCUCGGGCUGUAUCUUUACUUUGUGUUGGAAUUGGGCCCCAAAAUAAUGGAGAAGCGAAAACCCUUCAAUCUGGAGCGCAUUCUCAUUGUGUUCAAUGUGGCACAAAUUGCUAUUUGCUCGUAUCUCCUGAUCUCGGCCAUGAUUGUCCUCAUUUCAGUGAGGCACAAUUGGCUGUGCCAGCCCCUCGAUUACUCCAGCUCGCCGAAUUCUCUCCAUAUUGUCAAGCUCGUAUAUUACUACUUCCUAACGAAGGUGCUCGACUUGCUGGACACGGUGUUUUUUGUGCUGCGGAAGAAGAACACACAGAUCAGCUUCUUGCACGUUUACCACCAUGGAGGGAUGCUGGUGGCCACAUGGAUAGGCGUGAAGUACCUGCCAGGAGGGCACAAUGUCACACUUGGUGUUGUCAAUGCUUUCGUUCACGUCGCCAUGUAUUCUUACUACUUGCUGAGCUCCCUCAGCUUCAAGUACAAGAACAACCUGUGGUGGAAGAAGCACAUCACUCAAUUGCAAUUGAUCCAGUUCCUCAUACUCACGGUGCAUUACUUACUACUCUUCUUCAUCGACUGCGACUUCCCCAAGUUCACGGCAUAUUUCAUGGUUCCCCAGAAUAUCUUCAUGCUGGCCAUGUUCGGUGACUUCUAUUAUAGGGCGUAUGUGAGCCCAAAAGCGACCCCAGCAGAGGUCAAGAACAGUCCAGAUAAGGCCAAUCACGUAAAUGGAAAUUUUAAUGCAUAUUUCGAGGCCUUGAAAGUGAAUCUUGACGAAGAGGAUUAUGGUGAAAAAGUUGAGGAUCACAAGCAGAAGUAA